UUAGAGCUUAAAUGUUUGUUCCAGUCAGCGGCCCAUUUGGACAACAUGUACAAUGCGUUAGCAAAAGAGGGUAUAAAUUGGCAUUUCAUUCCCCCCGAUCCCCUCAUUUUGGUGGGUUAUGGGAGGCUUCUAUAAAAUCUAUAAAAACACAUCUAUACCGGGUAUUAGGCGAAUCACAUCUGACAUAUGAGGAAUUAAAUACCAUUUUAAUUAAGAUAGAAGCCGUCCUAAAUUCUCGCCCACUCACUCCUCUUUCCUCCGAUCCAAGGGACGCGACGCCAUUAACACCAGCUCAUUUCCUUAUUGGUGAACCUACCUGUUCAAUACCUGAACCCGACUUAUCUUCUUUACCUGAUAACCGCUUAAAAAUAUGGCUGCGCGUGACUCGACUAACGCAGUACCUUUGGAAACGUUGGAAUGCCGAAUACUUAUCUCAACUGCAGACCAGGAAAAAAUGGUUGUCAAAUAAAGGUCCAAACUUAAGCGUUGGUACUUUGGUACUAAUUAAGGAAGACAACAUACCUCCUUUGUCAUGGUCUCUUGGUCGCGUAGUACGUGCGCAGGCAGGAGCUGACGGUGUUGUUCGAGUGGCAACUGUUUGGAGCCGCGGGAAGGAAAUAAAAAGGUCUGUGAGAAAAUUAUGUCCUCUUCCUUUCGAAGGUAAUAUUUAAAAAUAAAUAAAAUAAAAACA
Molecule: messenger RNA, 691 nt
Organism: Acyrthosiphon pisum (pea aphid)
Lineage: Eukaryota; Metazoa; Arthropoda; Insecta; Hemiptera; Aphididae
Exons: 1
Coding region: 12-671 (219 amino acids)
Molecular function (GO): nucleic acid binding
Source: RefSeq, a predicted model, not a curated record